CAUUAGGAACACUUUUGUACGACUUGAAUUAGCGUAAAGGCAAUUUUCAACAACGAAGGUACCCAUUUUGCUUCAUAUGUUUCUCACAUUACUCUCAGUCGUCAGUUUUUAUUCGAAAGCCAUGGCCGAAGCUCGUGAACGUACUUUUAUCAUGAUCAAGCCCGAUGGAGUCCAUCGUGGUCUUGUUGGAAAAAUCAUCAAGCGCUUUGAGGCCAAGGGCUUUAAAUUGGUUGCCAUGAAAUUCAUGUGGGCCGACAAAGCUCUCUUGGAGAAACAUUAUGCUGAUUUGGCAGGACGCCCCUUCUUCCCCGGAUUGGUUGAAUACAUGAGCUCCGGACCCGUCGUUCCCAUGGUUUGGGAAGGCUUGAACGUCGUCAAGACAGGUCGUGUCAUGUUGGGCGCCACAAAUCCCGCCGAUUCCUGCCCCGGAAGCAUCCGCGGUGACAUGUGCAUCCAAGUUGGUCGCAACAUUUGCCACGGAUCCGAUGCCGUCGAGUCUGCCAACAAGGAAAUCGCCUUGUGGUUCACCGAAAAGGAAUUGGUUGCCUGGAAGCCAUGCCAAUCCGACUGGGUUUACGAAUAAACGCGAUUCUAAAA
Culicoides brevitarsis is the source of this 597-nucleotide messenger RNA. It is a transcript of the gene awd, whose product is annotated as nucleoside diphosphate kinase. The record is from RefSeq and is a predicted model, not a curated record. Bases 77 to 583 code for a protein of 168 amino acids. Lineage: Eukaryota; Metazoa; Arthropoda; Insecta; Diptera; Ceratopogonidae. The transcript is spliced from 3 exons. Gene Ontology annotation, molecular function: nucleoside diphosphate kinase activity. Gene Ontology annotation, biological process: UTP biosynthetic process; GTP biosynthetic process; CTP biosynthetic process.